This is a messenger RNA of Gaeumannomyces tritici R3-111a-1, 1311 nucleotides long. RefSeq lists its product as hypothetical. NCBI's taxonomy places the organism in Eukaryota, Fungi, Ascomycota, Sordariomycetes, Magnaporthales, Magnaporthaceae. The coding region runs from base 1 to 1311 and encodes 436 amino acids. The transcript has 5 exons. The record is from RefSeq and is a predicted model, not a curated record.
AUGACUUCCAAAGACAUCGGUCUUUCUGGGUUCUGGGUGACCCCAACGCAUGGCGCCACCGUAUUGGAAAUUACCGGCAAGAAAAGCAUCGUUUCCGGGGCCCCAACACUCAGUGAUAUCACCAUAUUUGAAGAUGUCGACGUGGAUAUCACGGUAGAGGGGAAGGAGGAGCUAUUCAGUCGUGUUCUGAAUUGGCUUGGAGGCAUUGACGCCACCGACGCGGAAAACUGCAUAACGCCCUUUUCCAUAAUGUCCAAUCACAGGCACAGGGAUUCCGAGAUCAACAAUUGCGGAAUCCAGCAGGGGCAGGGUCAUAGCUGUGGCGUUAGCAAAGGCAAUCUCGAUGGGGGCCUGGGCGUGACGAAGGCGGAGGCCGUCGACGAUUUCGGCGGUCUGACCUUGCCUAAGGGCCCUGGUGAUGACCUGGCAGAGAGUGGGGUCGUCCGGGAGGGGCUCGAGCAGGACGAGUGUUCAAACACGAGCGAAAACGUUGACACGACGAUGACGUCAGGGCUGGUCGAAGCCAAUGCCAUCAGCUACUAUCGUCUCUCAACGCCGGCCACCGUUGACGGCCGCCCCAGCGUUCAAACCCUCUUCCGCAUUACCCAAAGGACCUUUCUGGAGCUCUGCGCAUGGCUCGGCAACCGUGGCCUCGUCAGAGGCACCCGCAACGUCUCCCUGGCCGAGAAAGUAGCCUGGUUCCUAUACAUCUGCGGGCAGGGGUGCUUAAUCCGGAUGACCGGCCACUUCUUUGGGCACAGCACAGAGACAGUGCACCGGGGAUUCCGCGAGGUGUUGUCGGCCCUCCUCCACCUCACCGACGCGUUUGUGAAGCCCCAGAGCCUUGCAGACAUCCCUGAGCCCGAGCGGAUGCGGCUGGGCGUGCGCCGGGCCCCCAAAACCGCCCGGGAGCUGUUGACGGCACCUUGGUCAAGGUACGGGUCCCCAGGAGUGAGGCGGCCGUGUAUCGGAACGCUGGAAAUGAUCCGGGACUCUCCGCCAGAGUACCAUUGCGACCAACAAGUCAAGCUCGUGCUGGUCAUGGCAGGCCUGCACAACUUCAUCGAAGAGAGCGAUUCAAGGGCAUUUUCAGCACCCAACUUUGGUGACGAGCAGGUGGUUGCAAGGCGAGAUAUUACGGAAAGAAGGGAGGCGCUCGCGGGGAGAGUCGAGCCGGGAAAGGAGUCGUGGGAUGCAUACAGGGACGAAAUCGCCAACACCUUGUGGGACGAUUACCAGCCUACAGGUGUCGCCAGGGGACGCUGUAAAACGGUGAGGAUCGUUUCGAUGAGGGGAGUCCGGGACAGGUGA